GUCCCUGGUAAUUAAAAAAUUCCAAACAGGAGACAAGAACCACUACUUCCCCCAAAGAGGGCAUCGCGAGCGGAAACCUCUUUUUUCUUCUUGCUUCUUUCUUCUUGACCAUCUGUCGCUGUUGACUGCCCGUCAUACGCUGAGUCCUAACCAAAAACCCCUCAACGAAAAAAACAACAUCUUGACUGACAAUGAGUAUUGACUGGUAAACUGGAAUUGUUGGAUAUUUGUUAGUCAUUUGUAAAUUACCAUAGUUCCCUCUUUGGGCUGUAUUUUCACGCCAGGGAGUCAUGUCGGAAGAUGAUUUUUCCUAUAGGCCCUCAGGGCCCUAUCGCCCGAACGAUCGGGCGAGUAAAGCACCAGACUUGUCCGUAGGUCCGGAUGGCAUGGACCCGGUUACUACGCUACCGAGGAUCAUAAAUUUUCUAUCCGACGAAGAUAUCUACCGCCACGGGCAAUGGAGACCGAGAUUCGAGUUGAUUAGCGGAUAUGUUAAGAAAUGCGAAGAAGCACGUCUACGAGGAGACCUGGGUUAUGAGGAUCCCCAUACGGUUGGGUUACUGAAGGAUGCGCUUAUUCUUGUACAAACACAUGAGGAUUUCCAUAAAUUCAAGUCUGUCAAAUCGCCAUGGUCACACGACACAAUACAGGGCAAAUUUGUCUCAGAUCGCCUACCGAACUACCCAAGUUCUCACAUUCAACCGAAGCUUGGUAGAGCGCGAUACACACGCAAGCAGUAUCCUGCUAGUCAUGGGCACCGCACCUACGGGUACGCAAAGCCAUUUCCGAAUAUAACUAGGGGAGGAUCGAAGGUGGUUGAUUACUACCAAACUUGCGAAGAGCUAUUCUUCGAGAAGGCAGUGGGUAUUAAAAAUCCUGCCUUUUUGAAGCUCGUCAAUGGGUUUCAGCUUGACAACGACGAGUAUGAACGCUGCAUGUGGAGUGGAAUCUCGGAAACAAUACACUCAGUUCCAGAAUGGCCCGCCGACAACAUCCCUGAUAUCUCUAUAGAUGGGAAGGGUUCGCAGGGCUUGAAGAGUUUCUGCGUAGCGCGAGGGUGGCGACGAGCUGCUCUUCAGCAGUGCUUGAACGUAUUCGAUAGUUACGAAAAUAGAGUCGUCAACACCCCAUGGCGUCGAGUGGUUCUUCCCCGUCAGGGAGCCUGCCCAACUGUGAACGAUAUAAUUUAUUACCCCAGAGCACUCGCACCAGACGUCUUAACCGAUGCUCAUAAGGAUCCUUUCCGUUGGACCUACGAGUACAGUCAGUUUAGGGAUCUAAGAGAGAACAUGGCUGGCUGGGAGCGUCGUCGCUACAACGGAGACCACUGGGAUAAUUUUACCAGGUCUGCCUUGCCCAUGAAUUAUCUCGGACCCUUCGUUUAUCGGGGUCUUUCGAUCUACGACGAUUACUGGCUCAAGAUGGGUGCAUACCUAAAGCGAUUACGAAAGCUUAUGGAAGUCGCCCUCUCAAAGGCCCCUCGACCACUUCUAUUAGCUGUCAUGAGAGAUAUCCAAUCUGGAAUUGACUGGAAGCCUGAUCCGGAAGCUGGGGACACUUCUAAGAAUUGGCGUCCUGAUGGCGCCGAGACAGCUAGGCAAGCCCGAAAAGAUAUCAUGAGACGCAGGGAUGUCGACUACAUUUACGACGAGUACCUGAAUAAAUGGGUUCCCAUGUAUACCGAUGAAAAUGACGCUGCAUGGCUAACCUUCCUCUGCCAGCCUUCCCGCACCCGUCAAAUGUGUGAUCCUAAAGUAAGUCCAGAGAAUAACUUGGCCUUACUCUUCGACUCUCGUCUUCAGGAUUUCCUAAAUGAUUCAGCGGCUACUGGGCACGCGAAAUUAGAUGGGUUAGACCUUUAUGACAUUGAUGCGGUUGAGUAUUUCCGUCGCAAAGAUGAAACGGUCCCAUCUCUUCAAGAGGCGCUGGAUUAUAUCAACGGCAGCAAAGGUGCUCCUGGAUAUCACGCGAACGACACUUAUAAGUUCACGCUUCAAGAAGCUAAUAUUUUCCUCGGAAGAUCUACAGAGUUAGGUCGAUGCAGCUACCAGCCAACUGUCCAAUUGAACAGCCAGGGGGAGCCAUUCCUAGAGAGAGACUCAAAGUACCAACCACCAAACAUUAGUGAAACAAUAAGGGCAGUAAUCGAGAAGAAGGGUAAAGUUAUCAUUAGACCAGAUUACGAAUUCCACCCUGAGCACCGCGUCAUUUGGCGCCACAACAGUACGAAGGAAUUCUUGGCUGAGCAAGAGUCAUACCGAGAAACCAGAGCAAAUGCUCUAGUUGAAGCAUAUGGCCUCGACCAUGAAAAAGACAAGAGCUCAGGCCAUACAGCAGAAAAUUACGAGCACUUCCUCGAUCACGUCGGUGAACCAAAUCUACGACACUGGGUAGCAAAUCUCGAGCUACCCAUAAAACCCAAUGGCACGGAGAUGAGUCAAUUGAAAUCAUUCAUACUGCCAGAAACCACCAUGAUACCGGGUGAAUAUCCCGAGGAGAGUAUAGAAGCAGGGCGUCAGGCGCCCAGCUGGUCGGACGUACUCGAUUGGGACUACUUUAGCACGUCGCCUGAGACCGAGGAAGAUGUCAGAGUCCCAGUUCCGGAGAGAACAGCUCAGUUCUUCCGCAACCUUGCUUUCCGAAUGGGUCGCACAAUAGCACAUUCAGAUGAGAUUGCGAACCGCCUUCGGUUCAAAAAACCUCAGGCCGGCGAGAAUUUCUGGAAACCGAUUUCUCGAAAGGAGUUUCACAAAGAAUUUCAGCAUUGGUGGAAAACUUUACUCUACGGCACUGGUCAGGUGGAAUUUAAGGGACCUAAACUCCAAAGUGUUGUUGAUAAAGUAGACUCUAAGGGGAUCAUGGAAGCAAUGUACCCUCUCUACAGUGCCUCGAAACUCAUCCGAGAAGGAAUUAUCGAGGAAUGCGUUAAAAAUCGCAAUACGCUGUAUCCUGGCCGCCUUACGGCUCUAAAGGACGUAUCUGGCUUACCUGGUUAUUACACGAGUGAAGGUGAGGAAGCACCGAAGCCAUAUCUUCAAGCCUACAGGAGGCCAAGUCUCUUCAAAUGGGCCACUAAAGAAGAGAGGCGGUUCCAGGCUAAGUUCACUCGGAGAAGUUACUUCGAUAUGAGACGCUGGCCGCUCUUUAGCCAAACAAAGGAGCGGCAGGACGAAAUCAAGCUUCGAAAAGAUGAGGUUAGAAGAAGAGACCCGAGACAGCCCGAUCAGGAAUUCGGUAUUUUAACGCGCAGAAUACCUACGGCUAAGGAGAAGUUCUACGACUACGGCCUCUUGUACCCGGAAUCUCGCGGGCCGAAGCCUCAUGAAGGUAUUCUCCCGGGACUCCCUGUACAAGACGGACCAAUGGACUUAGGCGAGGGUCCCGUUGAAUACGAAGGCUUUGAUUGGAACAAUCCUGGAAAACAGCAGACAACGGAAACGGCUCCUGAGACAGGCACAAAGACGAAUGCUCCUAGCGAUCGUCCGAGGAGGAUAAAGAGUCGGAAAACCACAAAGAAUCUGAAUCAGACAAAGCCUUCUCCGACUACAAAGCCCUCAAAUAAGACAAGUACCCCAGAGUCCCCAGCCGAACCAGAGAAACCUAAGAAGAAUCAAACCAUUAUUCAACCUAUCAACAUCUCUAGCGAAUCUACUGACGACGAAAUGACUACUGACUGGUCUAAGAGUAAGCCCGGCCUGGUGCCGAUGGUCGAUACUGGCGAUCGAUUCGUACCAGGACCGGCUCUUUUCCCUAUGGCUGAAACCGUGUUACAGCAACUUUUGAUGAGCCAACAGCUCGAACUCGCACUUUACCCUCCACCAGAGAGGGGCUGGAUUGGCUCUGCAGUUGACCUAUACAAAAGCUUAACUACAGUCCCCGAGCGCCGUAUCCCGCUAUUGCCAACUACCCGGGACUAUGAAACGCCACACAGCAACCCUAAGAAGCGAAAGAUCCCGGCUGACUUCAUCCUCGCUCCCAUCCCACCCGCCGCCAAGAAGCCUGCCAUUGAGGUAAUACCAGACUCGGAUUCGGAGGUAGCUAUUACCAAGGUGCCCAAGGAUAAGAAGAAGAAGAUCACGUGGAAGGACCAAGCAAAGAUUCCUUCGAAAAUCACAAAGGAGAAAGAGGAAGCGUUGGUGAAGGCAGAACAGGCGCGUAAGGACGAGGCCAAGAAAGCGAGAGAAGAAAGAAAGGCUGAAGCGGAGGCUAAGAAGAAGGCAGAGGCAGAGAAGAAGGCAGAGGCAGAGAAGAAGGAUGACCCGAAGAUCGAGGCCGGCCCUGUAAUCGGACUGUCGGCAGAGGAAUUGAUGGAGAAACUAAUCCAGGAAGUUCCAGCUGAUAAAGAGAAAGAAGUUGCUCUCACGCCCGAGGAAGAGACUGAUCUGCAAGAGGCCAAGAUGCGAGCUAUUCUGAAGCAGACGUUCCCGAUCUCAUGGGGAGUACAAGGUGAUUACUUGAUGGGUCUUCCGGGUAUCAUCAACGUCAUCUGCGCCUCCAUCAAGUACCAGGACAAAUCUCCGGAUGGUGACCGAUGGCACCCAACGCCGACGCUGUUCCACACGCUAUUCCGACACCCUGGCUGUCAACCACCUCCAGAGAUCGGCAAGGAUAUCUCGGCUAAGGACGUGAGGAUAUCGUUAUACCAGGCUCAGGCCGUGCUGAACUACUGGUACAAGCGAGGUGGAAGGGCUGUCAAGUUGGGUCUUGUUUUCUUAGACACAACUAGACAGGGAGACAUCCAUCCUGUCUCCAUGCCGCACGAAGCAGAGCAAGAUGGUGAGGAUCCCUGGAUCGUCUGGAUCUUUGUCGCGACCGAUUCAUUCAUCGCUAUCACACCUGCUGUUCCCGCUACGCUGGACCCGAAUCUCAUCUCUGAGUACGCUCCGCGUCCUAACGCCAAAUACCCCAACCCUCCCAAGUAAAUAAAUGCAGGUGGCAACACACAGUAAGAAGUGGUGCGAACUCGCCUAGGGGACGUCGUUAUGUCGGGAGGUUAUUCAUGUAACGAGCAUUGUAUUUCUUCCAUAUGCUACUUUCUUUUGUCUUCUUUUCCUUUGUAUUGCAUUGUUUGUUUAUUGUUAUGUUUUGCUGUUUAGUCGACCCGAUUUUUGUUUGUAACUCUGCGCGAGAAGGAUUGUGGUCUUCGGGAAUAGUCUUUAUGAAAGACCUUUUUAAUCGAUGACUUCCUUUAGCGGGGGUUA
Messenger RNA from Hypoxylon trugodes, 5201 nucleotides. RefSeq lists its product as uncharacterized. The record is from RefSeq and is a predicted model, not a curated record. NCBI's taxonomy places the organism in Eukaryota, Fungi, Ascomycota, Sordariomycetes, Xylariales, Hypoxylaceae. Bases 291 to 4922 code for a protein of 1543 amino acids. The transcript has 3 exons.